Mycetomoellerius zeteki is the source of this 1497-nucleotide messenger RNA. RefSeq names its product Excitatory amino acid transporter 1. Gene Ontology annotation, molecular function: L-glutamate transmembrane transporter activity; neutral L-amino acid transmembrane transporter activity; glutamate:sodium symporter activity. Gene Ontology annotation, cellular component: plasma membrane. The record is from RefSeq and is a predicted model, not a curated record. Gene Ontology annotation, biological process: L-glutamate transmembrane transport. Bases 58 to 1467 code for a protein of 469 amino acids. Lineage: Eukaryota; Metazoa; Arthropoda; Insecta; Hymenoptera; Formicidae. The transcript is spliced from 10 exons.
CAUUGUGAAAAGAACAAAUUUUUAUUUAUACGAGCAUAUUCUAUAAAAUCAGCUACAAUGUCCAAAUUGACAUCAUUGAUACUUUUACUGUCGAAACAUAAGUUGAUAAUCAUAACAUUGAUCGGUGUGAUUAUUGGAAUGUCGUGCGGUUUGAGUCUUAAGAAUUAUAGCGGAAGAACAUGGUCUCAACGAGAUAUCAUGUACAUCAAAUUUCUUGGAGAACUGUUUCUUAGAGUGGUAAAUUGUUUAAUAUUACCACUUGUUACGUCCAGCAUUAUAAGUGCCACUUGUAAUCUCACCAAAUCUGGACCUAUUGGAUUCAUGGCAUUGUGCUAUUAUCUGACGACUACUACGAUUGGAAUAACUUUAUGUGUUAUACUUGUUCAGACAAUUCGACCGGGCGAAUUAAUGAGAGACGAAGGAGCUAUAAGUACAUCCACGAAAACCUUUAUGACAGUGGACACAAUUCUGGAUAUGUUUCGUAAUCUUGUACCCGAAAAUUUAGUACAUGCAUGCAUGUAUCAGUAUCAAACUGUUUUAGAACAACCAGCCAAUGUAUCUGCAGUACCAAUAGAAGAAUGGCCCAUAACGAGCGAAUAUGUAGCAGGAACAAAUGUCUUGGGUUUAGUAUUUUACAGUCUGUUAAUAGGUUUAGCAAUUGGAAAAACAGGUGAAAAAGGAAAGCCAUUGUCGGACUUUUUUACUUCCUUGACCAAUGUGACGAUGAAAAUUAUGAGAUGGGUAACACUGUUGGCACCAGUAGGCGUGACUUUCCUUAUCGCUGGUCGAAUGCUAGAAAUAGACGAUUUUAGCGAUAUAAUAAGCCAUCUUGGAUUUUAUAUCUUAACAGUGUUCGUUGGACUAACACUGCAGGGUUUUGUAAUCCUGCCGCUACUUCAUUGGAUCAUCACGCGUAGAUCGCCAUAUAAAAUUAUAUCCAAGCUUGGCCCAUCUUUUGCAGCAGCCAUUGGAACAUCGUCAAGCACCGCCACGGUUCCCUAUACAAUAAAAUGUUUAGCAGACCUCGGCAUAAAUCCCAAGAUAACAAAUUUCAUUAUACCGAUUGGAGCAGCAAUAAAUAUGGAUGGAAUAGCUUUGUAUGAAACUAUUGGGGCGAUAUUUAUUAUACAAUUACGUGGUCUGCAAUUCUCAUUGUUGAAGAUAAUAAUUAUCAGUAUUACAUGUACAGUAUCCUGCGUGGGCGCUGCUGGUAUACCCAGUGGUGGUUAUAUGAUGUUAAUAAUGGUAUUAAAUUCUAUAGGAGUACCUAUUGAAGAUGUUUCACUAAUUAUCGCUGUUGACUGGUUCAUCGAUCGUUUUAGAACGACAAUCAACAUUAUAGGUGACGCGCUUGGUGCAAGCAUUAUAUCUCGUUUUUGCAAGAAAUAUCUGGAAGAGGAACAAUUGGAAGACGAAAUAUAUCCACUGGAAACAAACGUCUGCAAUAUGAAAAUUCCGUGCCUAUGAACAUCCCGAUACCGAAAAUUAAAAUUAAAA